This is a messenger RNA of Sardina pilchardus (European sardine), 1536 nucleotides long. RefSeq names its product rho GTPase-activating protein 22-like. The transcript has 10 exons. The coding region runs from base 1 to 1467 and encodes 488 amino acids. The record is from RefSeq and is a predicted model, not a curated record. NCBI's taxonomy places the organism in Eukaryota, Metazoa, Chordata, Actinopteri, Clupeiformes, Clupeidae. Gene Ontology annotation, biological process: signal transduction; activation of GTPase activity. Gene Ontology annotation, cellular component: focal adhesion. Gene Ontology annotation, molecular function: GTPase activator activity.
AUGGGACAGGACUGCAGCACACUCACACGGAACAAAACACAGAACCACCAAGGUGCGGGGGGGGAGAAGGGUUCCGCGGUGAGUCAUGAGGCGCUCCUGCUCAUGGCCAACUCACACACCGACAUGGACGACUGGGUCCGCGCCAUCCGCCGCGUCAUAUGGGCCCCCUUUGGAGGAGGGAUCUUUGGCCAGCGUCUGGAGGACACGGUGCGUUACGAGCGUAAGCUGGGCCGGCGUGCGGCGCCCCUUGUGGUGGAACAGUGCGUGUGCUUCAUCCGCCAGCGUGGCCUCACGGAGGAGGGACUCUUCAGAUCGCCCGGCCAGGCCACCCUCGUCAAGGAGCUGCAGAACGCAUACGACCGCGGGGACAAGCCCCAGUUCACCAGUAACACAGAUGUCCACACGGUGGCGUCGCUGCUGAAGCUGUAUCUGAGGGAGCUGCCUGAGCCGGUCAUUCCCUUCGCCAAAUACGACGACUUCAUCUCCUGCGCCCAGCUGCUGUCCAAAGACGAGGAGGAGGGAGUACAGGAGCUGCUUAAACAGGUGCAGACUCUCCCACCAGCCAACUACAGCCUGCUCAAGUACAUCUGCAGGUUCCUGGACGAGGUCCAGUCCCACUCGAGCGAGAACAAGAUGAGCGUGCAGAACCUGGCCACCGUCUUCGGACCCAACAUCCUGCGGCCCCAGAGGGAGGACCCCAUGGCCAUUAUGGAGGGCACGUCUCUGGUGCAGCAUCUGAUGACGCUGCUGAUUAGCGAGCAUGAGCGGCUGUACCCGGGCGAGGGGGGGGGCGAGGGGGGGGGGCGGUGCCCAGGAUGGGAGCCCCCCCGCGGGGCCGAGCGCACUCAGGGCAACUGGCUGAUGAACGGGCUGUCGUCGCUACGGGGUCACCGGCGGGCGUCGUCAGGGGAACGCGAGACGCGAGACUCUGCGCGAGACUCCUCCUCCUCCUCCCACAGGCUGUCCACCUAUGACAACGUGGUGGCGUCUUGCUCCUCAUUGGCCAGCGCUGGGGUGGAGGGCGGGGCUAGUGGUGGGACCAGCUCGCCGUGGUCUGCCUCGUCGUCCUGCGAGAUCUCCGUGUCGCCGCCGGACUCUGCUGACCACGUGGACACCAGCGCCGUCGCCAUGGAGAUCUGCGCCGACGUCCAGCCAGAGGACAGAGUGGACACCGCACAGUCGCUAGGCAACCUGGUGGUCGGCCUGAAGGAGGAACUAAGGAGGCAGAAGACGGAGUAUGAGGCCCGCAUCCAGAAGCUGGAGGCCUGCAGUGCGGCGCUGUGCUCUCAGAUGGAGCGGCUGGAGCUGGAGAUGGAGUCGGAGCGCAAGAAGCAGCGCGUGCUGGAGAUCAAGUUACGCAACUCUGAAAGAGCGCGACACCACGCCGAGCAGCGCAACCAGCUGCUGGAGCAGGACAUGGACGCCUUCUUCUCCACCCUCGGAGACGCACGCACCAGCGACAUCUGACCACCGGUGUGUGUGUGUGUGUGUGUGUGUGUGUGACAUGGACGCCUUCUUCUCCACCCUCGGAGACGC